Pocillopora meandrina is the source of this 575-nucleotide messenger RNA. Lineage: Eukaryota; Metazoa; Cnidaria; Anthozoa; Scleractinia; Pocilloporidae. The record is from the annotation of a GenBank genome assembly.
AUGGAAACCGAAAAAGAAUGGCACUUUGUUAAGAACUUAACCAAAAAGCGAAGAAAGACACGUUGGUUCAUUGGCUUGGAAAGAGUUGAUGGAUCUCAUACAUGGUACUGGUUGAGUGGAAGCAUCGCCUGCGUCAACGGGACAUCAGCUGGAACAUGGCGUUGGAAUAAAGGAGAACCAAACAAUUUUGAAAAAGAAAAAUGCGGAGAGAUGUGGAAAAACGGAAAGUAUGGCAACAUAAAGUGCCAAGGAACAUACUAUAAUGAUGAUCCAGGAUAUAUAUGUGAAAAGCAAGUCAGUAAGUUCAUGAUCAUGCCGAAGCUAUGUUAACCCAAUUAAAAAUCUCAGUAAGAAAAAAAAAAUGUUGUAAGCGAACUUUGAUUUUGAAGCGGGUAACUCGUGUUAAUAUUUUCUUCCUAGAUUGUUCCACCUUAUCCAACAAUUCAGAAAAUGACGAUACCUUCAUUGAGAGAACAACACGACCUCGAUCAACCUCCCAACCGCAGGCGACAAAGAAAACAUCCACCUCACUCAGAACUCAAUUGACGAAUACUCGCAAUAAGCUUUCAGAAGGU